This is a messenger RNA of Phyllostomus hastatus (greater spear-nosed bat), 921 nucleotides long. It is a transcript of the gene FAM170A, whose product is annotated as family with sequence similarity 170 member A. Gene Ontology annotation, cellular component: nucleus. The record is from RefSeq and is a predicted model, not a curated record. Gene Ontology annotation, biological process: fertilization. Bases 1 to 921 code for a protein of 306 amino acids. The transcript has 3 exons. NCBI's taxonomy places the organism in Eukaryota, Metazoa, Chordata, Mammalia, Chiroptera, Phyllostomidae.
AUGAAACGGCAACAAAAGAGGAAACAUUUGGAAGAUGAAGAGUCCCAGGAAACUGGCGAGAAGGGAGGAGGAAUCCUGAGGUCACAAGAGGAUGCUUCUCAGCUUGGAUUGACCAAAGUGGCCAAAGGCUGUGGCACAGGGGCAGAGGAGGUCUCCUCUGCCUCCGAAUACUUCUCCUGUGUUUCUUCUCCAAGCAAGCUCAACCAUGGCGGAAUCCAGAAAUCACUUCAAGACACUCCCCAGCCGAGAUCAACCCUAGCCCAUGCUCAAGAACGAGGGGAGACUGCCCCCCUCUCACCACAUGUCCCCUUAUCGUCCCCUUUAUCCGAUAAGACCUGUGUGACCUCUCAGUAUCUGAACAAAGAGGAAAGGGGCAUGAAAGUAUAUUACAUGCAGGUACAAGUGAAAAAGGGUGUAGCUGUCUCCUGGGAGACAGAGGCAACCCCAGAGUCACUAAAAAGGAAGCCGAUGGUGGAAGAAGUGAACCUUCCUGAGAAUGUGCGAGUAGGUACACCACCCUCUGAGGUGUCUACCAGAAACCUCCUAUGUGACAGUGAGGCCAGAGAAGAGGUGAGAGAGCAUGAGGAAAGAGGAGAAUCAAAGGGCCUGCCAGGAUUGCCCACAGUUGAGGAGAUACCCAGGGCCAAGACACCUGACUGGUUGGUGACUAUGGAGACUGGCUUCAGGUGCAUGGCCUGCUGCAGGGUCUUUCCCACCUUGGAGACCCUCCAAGACCAUGUGCAGUUAGGGAUUAGGGAGGGCUUCAGCUGCCACGUCUUUCAUCUCACCAUGGCUCAGCUGAGGAGCAAUGUGGAAUCAGAGAAGAUCCAGGAGAAGGAGGAGGAGGAGGAGGAGGAGAACGAUGAAGAGAAAGAGAAGAAAGAAGAAAAAAAAUCUGAGGAGGAGCAGACCACAGGGUAA